AUGGCCUCGAUUCCUUGCAAAACCCAUCUCUCCCUCCUCUCUUUCUUCACUCUAAUCCUUCUUGUUCAAGCAAAACUGUAUCUCAACAGUUCCGAUCACCUAGCUCUGCCAAUCAUUCUAAAGGACUUGGGCAUCAAUGGCCACCGUCGAGCUCUAGAGAGCCCAUGCAACUCCGCCGGAGGAGUAUUCUGUGAGCGAAGAAUUUCCAACAAUACAUUCAUGCUCAGAGUCACACGCAUCGUUUUUCAAUCCCAACGGCUCAGAGGAGUUUUAUCCCCAGCAAUUGGAAGAUUGUCGGAGCUCAAAGAACUCUCUCUUCCUAAUAAUCAACUCGGUGACAAAAUCCCAUCUCAAAUAGCUGAUUGCCGGAAAUUAGAAAUUCUAAACCUCCAAAACAACCGGUUUUCCAGCGGAGUUCCGUCUGAGUUUUCAUCAUUAAUCCGUCUUCGAGUACUCGACCUCUCUUCUAAUAAGUUUUCCGGGAAUUUGAAUUUCUUGAAAUAUUUUUCCAACCUGGAAAAACUUUCACUUGCCGACAACAUGUUCACUGGAAAACUGCCCCCAUCGUUGAAAUCUUUUCGCAAUCUCCGUUUCUUUAACGUCUCUGGUAAUAGAUUCCUCGAAGGUCCAGUGUUAGAAUUGAACCAAAUCGAGUAUUCAGCGCAAGGGUUGCCAAGAAAGAACACUGUUCCAAAACGUUUCAUUUUAGUAGAGAACAAGACAGGAAGCAAUCAAACGUCACCUUCUUCGAGUAAGAACUCAAGUUCAAACGUCGCUCCAGCUCCAGCUCCUUCACCCACCUCAUCAACAACGCAUAAUCACAAGAAGAACAAGAAAAAGGUUGCAGCAAUGAUUCUUGGAUUCAUGACUGGAGCAGUAGCAGGAAGUGUAUCUGGGUUGGUGUUUUCAGUGCUUUUCAAGAUACUUUUAGUUUUGAUAAAGGGUAGAGAGAAGCAACCUGGUCCAGCAAUCUAUAGUCCUUUGAUCAAGAAACCCGAGGACUUAGCUUUCCUGGAGAAAGAAGAUGGACUGUCAUCCCUUGAAAUCAUUGGAAGAGGAGGGUCCGGUGAAGUUUACAGGGCUGAAUUACCAGGAAGUAAUGGGAAGAUGAUCGCCAUCAAGAAGAUAAUUCAACCCACCAUGGAUGCUACUGAGCUAACUGAAGAAGACAGCAAACUUCUGAACAAGAAAAUGCGUCAGAUCAAAUCAGAAAUUCAAACUGUGGGUCAGAUUCGACACCGGAAUCUUCUUCCUCUAUUAGCACAUGUUCCCCGACCGGAGUGUCAUUACCUAGUCUAUGAAUACAUGAAGAACGGUAGCUUACAAGAUUUGCUGCAACAGGUUUCGAUUGGUAAUGGAAACCUGGACUGGUUGGCCAGGCACAGGAUUGCUCUAGGGGUAGCUGCCGGACUUGAGUAUCUCCACAUGCACCAUACUCCAAGGAUAAUUCACAGAGAUCUGAAACCUGCAAACAUUCUUCUCGACGACGACAUGGAAGCUCGGAUUGCAGAUUUUGGGUUUGCGAAGGCUGUCCCGGAUGCUAAUACACAUGUUACGACUUCAAAUGUGGCCGGAACUGUGGGAUACAUCGCACCGGAGUAUCCACAGACGUUCAAGUUCACGGACAAGUGUGAUAUAUACAGCUUCGGAGUGGUGCUGGGGGUUUUGGUGAUGGGAAAGCUUCCAUCUGAUGAGUUUUUUCAGCACACAUCAGAGAUGAGUUUGGUGAAGUGGAUGAGAAAUGUGAUGAUUUCUGAGGAACCCAAUAGAGCAAUUGAUCCUAAGCUGAUGGGGACUGGUUAUGAAGAACAGAUGCUUCUGGCUCUUAAGAUUGCUUGCUUUUGCACCCUUGAUAAUCCAAAAGAGAGGCCUAAUAGUAAGGAUGUUAGGUGCAUGCUGUCUCAGAUCAAACAUUAG
Ilex paraguariensis (yerba mate) is the source of this 1917-nucleotide messenger RNA. NCBI's taxonomy places the organism in Eukaryota, Viridiplantae, Streptophyta, Magnoliopsida, Aquifoliales, Aquifoliaceae. The record is from the annotation of a GenBank genome assembly.